UUCUGUUUUCUUUUAACAUUAUUUCAGAUUGCCAAGAAGCUGAAGCUGAAGAUGAAUGAAGUUGACUUCUAUGAACCAUUCAUGGAGGAACCUGUCUCGAUUCCAGGAAAGCCCUACAUUGAGUCUGAGCUUGUUGAAUACAUAGAACAGCAUGACAGGCCCACUCUGAGGAAGCUUGAGCCUCACAGCAUGUACGAGAUCUGGGAGGAUGACAUUGAUGGAGAGCACAUUGUUGCCUUUGCUGAGGAAGAUGACCCAGACGGUUUUGAAUUCCUGGAAAUCCUGAAGGAGGUGGCACGCGAGAACACUGAUAACCCCAACCUCAGCAUCAUCUGGAUCGACCCUGACAAUUUCCCCCUGCUGGUGCCAUACUGGGAGAGGACCUUCCAUAUUGACCUCUCUUCUCCUCAGAUUGGUGUGGUUGAUGUCGAGGACGCCGACAGCGUGUGGAUGGAAAUGGAUGACGACGAUGACAUGCCCUCAGCUGACGAGCUCGAGCAGUGGAUUGAGGAUGUUCUGUCUGGAAAGAUCGACCCAGAUGAUGAUGAUGAUGAUGAUGAUGAGGAUGAUGAUGAGGACGACGACGACGAUGACGAUGACGAUGAUGAAGACGAUGAUGAUGAUGAUGAUGAGAUGCAUGACGAUGAUGAUGAUGAUGCGGAUGAUGAUGAUGAUGAUGAUGAUGAUGACGACGAUGAUGAUGAUGAUGAAUAAAUGUUCACUACUUCACUAUGAUCUAGUCAGUUACGGCAAAACCCAAAAGUCAUUUUGUCAACAUGUUGCAGCAAACACACUUUGUGUCUGUUUGCUUCCUGUAUGGUUUCCUGUUAGGGACAAAUAUAAUGACCCUAUGGGAAACUUUCACUCAGUCAGGGAAGGAGAUUUUUCAAAGAAGCAAAGGAUUUGCAUCCCUGUUGAUGAACAGGGUUACAGCUUAAAAUGUUCGUGCAUUAUAUGUCCUUUGUUACGGUAUUAAAAUAUGCUAGUCUCACACCUCGGUGGUCCACAGUGAAUGUGAGCAGAGGCUAACAGAGGCUAACUUCCUUGACAUUUUCUACCUAAUGUCACAGACUGGGGUUCAUCCCUUUCUCAUUUUCUUCAAUUUACUGUAAUCCUGUUUCAAUUACAUGUUUUCUACUUGAUGCAGAGAAGAAACACUUUCUUGUACUAUUUUUAAAGAGAAUAAACCUAAACUCACUGGACAGUCUUAAGAUUAUUACAAUCUUGGAAAACUAUUAAAGAACCAGAUAAUAAAAAAAUACAGAAUAAUUUGUUUCUGCUCUCAUAUUAAACAUGAAAGACAAAAAUAUUUUAAAACCAAA
Morone saxatilis (striped sea-bass) is the source of this 1322-nucleotide messenger RNA. RefSeq names its product calsequestrin 1b (gene casq1b). Gene Ontology annotation, biological process: regulation of skeletal muscle contraction by regulation of release of sequestered calcium ion. Gene Ontology annotation, molecular function: calcium ion binding. The record is from RefSeq and is a predicted model, not a curated record. Lineage: Eukaryota; Metazoa; Chordata; Actinopteri; Moronidae. Gene Ontology annotation, cellular component: sarcoplasmic reticulum lumen.